AUGCCCGACGCCAAAUCAGCACCGGCACAGCCGCCGGCCAAAGGCAGCGCGGCCACGCCAAAACUGAACAACGAGAUGGAGCUCGGUGCUCUCAACGGCGGAAGCUCGGCGGCCGGCGGUGCCGCGGCCGCGGCGGACGAGCAAAAGGACAUUAUGCACCUCGCGCGCGUGGGCGAUGUCCCGGCGAUGCAGGCCCUCUUUGCCGAGGGCGAGCUCGACGCCACCUACACCGACGCCGAGGGCAUUACGCCUCUCCACUGGGCUGCCAUCAACAACCAGUAUGCCAUGUGCACGUUCCUCCUCGACAACGGCGCGCCCAUCAACCAAAAGGGCGGCGAGUCCGUCGCCACGCCCCUGCAAUGGGCCGCCCAGCGCUGCCACUACUACACCGUCCACCUGCUCCUCCAACGCGGCGCCGAUCCCCUCAUCACCGACUCGCAGGGCUACAACACCCUGCACAUCUCCACCUUCAACGGCAACGUCCUGCUGCUCGUCCUCCUGCUGCACCAGGGCAUCCCUGUCGACGUCCUCGACGGCUUUGGCCACACGGGGCUCAUGUGGUCGGCCUACAAGGGCUUCCCCGCCUGUGUCGAUCUGUUCCUGCGCUGGGGCGCGAGCGUGUCGGCACAGGACGAGCAGGGCUUCACGGCGCUGCACUGGGCCCUCGUCAAGGGCUCGCCGGGCUGCAUCCAGAAGCUGCUCGAGUACGGCUCCGACCGGUUCGCCAAGACGGCGACGGGCAAGACGCCGGCCAUUACGGCCCAGGAGCUCAACACGGCGGCGGCGUGGCACAAGGCGCUGCGGGAGUGCGGGUACGACGAGGACGGCAACCCGACGGCGCCGGCAGCCGGCAGUGUGGUGGCGUUGCUGUCGAGCGUGCCCGGCGCGGCGGCGCUCGUGGCCGACAAGCGCGGGUUUGCCACCAAGUUCUUGUACCUCUGGCCGUUUGUCAUUGUCUGGGCCAUGGUCUCGCUGCUGGCGGACCUGCCCGUCUACCUGGGCGUCCCGCUCUCGCUGGCGGUGGGCUACGGCAUGCAGACGAUUGCGCAGCAGGUCGUGCAGCAGGCGCCGCCGGACAUGCGCCAGCUGCAGCGCACGCCCUGGCUGUCGGGCAUCUUUGCGGGCAGCCUGUUCUUGGUCGCCAUGACCUGGCUGUUCCGCGUGCUGCCGGCGACGACGUGGCGCGUGGCCGCCCACACGACGGCGACGUCCACGCUCAAGUCGGCGGGCGACACCAUUGUCACGACGCACUGGCUGCUCAACCUCGUCUUUGCCGUCGCGCUCGCGCUGACGACAUACUACUACGCAGUGAGCAUGACGUCGGACCCGGGCUUCGUGCCCAAGCUCAACGGCAUUGCCGAGCAAAAGGCCGUCAUCGACGACCUCAUUUCGCAGUGGAAGUUUGACGAGGCCAACUUCUGCGUGCCCUGCAUGAUCCGCACGCCGCUGCGCAGCAAGCACUGCCGCCGCUGCCAGCGCUGCGUCGCCAAGCACGACCACCACUGCCCCUGGAUUUACAACUGCGUCGGCAUCAACAACCACCGCCACUUCUUUUUGUAUCUCAUCAACCUGACCGUCGGCGUCGUCGUGUUUGAUUUCAUCGUCUACUACGCGCUCGCGGCGGCCGUCGCCGCCGCCGAGGCCGCGGCCGUGCCGGGCUACGACCGCUGCAACCUGCUGUCGCCGUCGCUGUGCGUCGUCAUCAACGCCGACGCCUUCACGCUGCUCGUGGCCGUCUGGGCCUCGCUGCAGCUGUCCUGGGUGUCCAUGCUGCUGUUUGUGCAGUUCAUCCAGGUGUCCCGCGCCAUGACCACCUACGAGAACAUGUACGGCGUCAGCGCGCACGGCCACGGCCACGGCGGCGUGAGCGCGCUGCAGUCGGCCUUUACGUCGACGGGCGCCCCCCUCAACCCGGGCCACGCCGCGGCCGCUGGCGACGACGGGCAUGGCCAUGGGCCUGGUGCGCACGGCCACGGCCAUGGUGGCCACGGCCACAGCCACGGCGGCUUCCUCAAGCAGUGGAGCAAGAUUCUGGGCGUCGACACAUUCAUCGAGACGGCGACUGGUCGCGGCGCGGCGUCGGGCGGUCCCGGCACCAAGCGGCGCAACAAGAACCCCUACUCCCGCGGCUGCCUCACCAACUGCAAAGACUUUUGGUGCGAUCCGGCGCCCCUGUUUGGCCAGCGCGAGACGGGCAGCGCGCUGCUCGGUGGCGUGACCGUCAACUACACGGAAAUGUACGAGUCGCCGCGGCUGAUGGAGGCGACGCGGCGGAAGCGCAACAACAACGGCGCCGCAUACGAGGCCGUGGCGGGCGACGAGGUGUAG
This is a messenger RNA of Sporothrix brasiliensis 5110, 2328 nucleotides long. Its product is annotated as palmitoyltransferase AKR1. Gene Ontology annotation, molecular function: protein binding; palmitoyltransferase activity. Gene Ontology annotation, cellular component: Golgi membrane. The record is from RefSeq and is a predicted model, not a curated record. The transcript is spliced from 2 exons. Lineage: Eukaryota; Fungi; Ascomycota; Sordariomycetes; Ophiostomatales; Ophiostomataceae. Bases 1 to 2328 code for a protein of 775 amino acids. Gene Ontology annotation, biological process: protein palmitoylation.